GAAUUUUCGCAUCAUGUCCGAUUUAUACGCAAAGGUUGCUUGUCUUAUUAUUUGGAACCUUUCGAGUUAUUGCCAGUAAUUCUGAGCAAAUUGCUACUGGUAUGAGCAGUGAAGCUAUUGGGGUAUCGGUUGCACCUAGCUUUUUUCAGUCCUGCGUUAGUGAUGGAAAAACGGCUCGAAUGGAAGACGUGUUGCGAUAUAAGGUUGCUACAAGGAUAAUGAAGCAAAUUAUCGAUCAGUUUGCAUCAUUCGACUUAUUUGGCCGUGAUAACUAUGAAUAUUAUGCACGAGUUACGGGCCGUGUGCUACGUGUACAAAAUGAGUGGAUUUGCAGUUUUCGAUAUCCAGCACCUCCUAGAGUACAACUAUCAUUGGAAACGGAAAAGACUUGGUUGCAAUGUCAAUGCGACCGAUGGGUUUUGAACCAGGAGGAAUCACAAUCAACGCCACUUUUGACUACGACCACUACGAAUGUUUGUAACAGUUCUGUAUCACUGGGCAUGAUACCCGAACACACGUUGCUAGAGUCAUGUGCACGUCUUUCAGUCUCGCUUGAAGGUCCCAGUCUUUUUGCCAAUCCAUCACAUUCAUCAUCUUCACAUUCAUCGCAUUCCAGUCAAUUGAAUCAUAAUAUGACUUUAGAUGAGUUAAGAGCGGUCAAUCGGUAUGCUGAAAGUACAAAGAGUUUAUCAUAUCUGCCCCAGGCACUGCCUAUUAGGCAGUUUGGGUUCAGAAAACCUCUCUCUGUUAAAAGCACCAUAAUAUAUUGUAUAUAAUCAUUUUAGGUAUUAAAGUACAUAUAGGAAUUGGUCCCGAACACUUUUUUCGAUCGUCAUAAUAACUCAUGAAAUACGUAAAAAACUCGUUUUUGAGACAGGCAGUAUUGGUUCCACAAAACUGUCAAAAACCAAACUAAUUAACCCUCUAAUGCAUACAACCGCCUCUAGACGGGCAACAUUUGAACGCCUGUAUAACGUAAACCGUACGUCGUUUCACAUUGCUUCAAAAAACAUUUUUGUUCUUCAAGGUGUCCUCUAUAAUUUUGUCUUUUGCACUAUUAGUGUACAUCAAGUGGUUGUCGUAUUAUAAACAAAAAUGUGUGCAAAACAAUAAUUUGACAAAAUAAAUUAUUUGGACCACACGUUAGACAAAUUUUUGACACUUUUAAACAAUGGAUUUGAUUGUCUCCGAUUUAUGUCAAUCGCAUUUCUUGACUAAACCAUGAGGAAUCUAGGAUUAUGAAUAUUUUUUUAAUUAUUUACGACCAAAAAUCAACUAAAUACCAGUACUCCCAGCCCUGGGAAAAAUUAAUGCAUUAGAGGGUUAAAUAUAUGUAUUUAAUUUUAUAUAUAAAAAAACCAGGUUAUUUGGAACGUUCCAUAAAAGUUAGUUUUUCAGAAAAGUUGAUCAUCUCUGUAAAAUUUCGAAUAACUUUUCCGAGAUUUUACUGUAUCAAAAGCUGAAAUUGCCAAAAGAUCUGCAUCCAAAAAACUCAGUUUAAGUUCGAAGAUGAGCCAUUUUCGACUUGACCCUGGGGUACAUGCCCCAAGAAAAACCUCCAAAAAAUGACAAAUUUGUAUGGGAUAAAGGUCCGUCUUUUUUGCCCGUCCGUCCGUUCAGCGUCAGAAGGACGGUCGGACGGACAUUGAAAUACGCUGAGGCUAUAAAAUGACGGACUUUCUAAGGAACACACAGAAAUAAAAUGUGGUAGGUUUGUGCUAUCUAUUGGUGACGAGUAUAGUU
Molecule: messenger RNA, 1743 nt
Organism: Sitodiplosis mosellana (orange wheat blossom midge)
Lineage: Eukaryota; Metazoa; Arthropoda; Insecta; Diptera; Cecidomyiidae
Exons: 5
Coding region: 102-776 (224 amino acids)
Source: RefSeq, a predicted model, not a curated record